This is a messenger RNA of Canariomyces notabilis, 1477 nucleotides long. Its product is annotated as S-adenosyl-L-methionine-dependent methyltransferase. Lineage: Eukaryota; Fungi; Ascomycota; Sordariomycetes; Sordariales; Chaetomiaceae. The record is from RefSeq and is a predicted model, not a curated record. Gene Ontology annotation, biological process: tRNA methylation; tRNA wobble uridine modification. The coding region runs from base 408 to 1454 and encodes 348 amino acids. Gene Ontology annotation, molecular function: S-adenosylmethionine-dependent methyltransferase activity; tRNA (5-carboxymethyluridine(34)-5-O)-methyltransferase activity; tRNA binding. Gene Ontology annotation, cellular component: nucleus; cytoplasm. The transcript has a single exon.
CGAAGCGCCACAUUACAACCCCUCUCUCGCUCCGCUCCCUUCCUACAUACACACUCGCUGAUCCGGGAGCAGCGGUCAAGGAGAGCCGCCGGGAGCGAAGCGCGACACGAGGUUGGAAGGGAAAAGAGAAAGCACCUUCUCAGUCUCAGUCGCCAGGGCGUGCGUGCUUGUGUGACGUCUGCAGCCUGACCUAACGAACAACAGGAGCAACCAAUCCCGCAUUUCCCUGACUCCUCUCCUCACCUCUGGGGAGCUCUGUGAAUAUUCGGCCGGCGCGUUCUCCGCCGCGCCCGAUUGGGCCCCAGUUGUUGAGAUAUCGUGUUGAUCGUUCGUUGCCCGACGCAGCAGCAGCAGUAGCCGCAGCCAUAUUGGCAUCAUAACCUUGGUGGUGGCGUUUGAAUCUCUCCAUGGCCGCGUCGUCUACCAUUCCGUCCGCUCUGCCGUCCUCGUCCGCGGCUGAUGACGUUGCAAAACUAACCGCCACCGCUGCCGCAACCGAGGAGGCCGAGGCUCGCGCGGAAGCCUACGAGCGCACUCACGUCCACGGUGUUUACGAAGCCAUAGCCCCGCACUUCUCAGCUACCCGCUACAAACCUUGGCCUGCCGUGGCAUCGUUCCUGCGUGCCCAGCCCCCGGGCGCUGUGGGGUUUGAUGUGGGCUGCGGGAAUGGAAAGUAUCUGGGUCUGAACCCAACCGUGUUUAUGGUGGGUUCUGACCGGAGCCCGUCGCUCAUCGCGCUUGCCAGGAGCCGUACCAAGCAGCUUCAGAGGCACCAAGGUAGCAAGGCAAGGGACCAGGCCGACGGGGCCGCAUGGGAAGGAACAGGAGGGGAAGGCGGUGGUGGCGCCGGGCCUUCUGAAGUCAUUGUGGCUGACGGUCUCUCCCUGCCCUUCCGCGAGUGUGCUGCCGAUUUUGUCAUUUGCGUAGCUGUCAUUCACCACAUGUCCACGCGGGCAAGGCGACAAGAGGCAAUUCGGCAACUGCUGCAAUGUGUCAAGGCCGGAGAGGCUGGCCAACCCGGGGGCCAAGUCUUGGUGUAUGUGUGGGCUCUCGAGCAGAGCAGCAGCCGACGCGGAUGGGACGAGGGCGGAGAGCAGGACCUUCUGGUUCCGUGGGUACUGAAAUCCCAGCAAUCCCAGCAGGCAAAAGCGCCCAAGGAAACUCGGGACCAAGAUACCGCCGGUGCUGCUGCCAGUAACAAGAGCGGUGAGGAACCCCCAGCUUCAGGAGGCGCUGCUGCUGCUGGUCUUGAUGCGACGCAAUCAGGAGCAGCCAUUGGCCAAGCCGACCCCGUCUUCCAGCGCUACUACCACCUCUACCGCAAAGGUGAGCUGGAGGAAGAUGUACUGGCCGCCGGGGGCAUAGUCGUCAGUAGCGGCUACGAGAGAGACAACUGGUGGGUUGUGGCUACCAAUGAACCCCUCGGUCACGGCCAACCUGAAGCCGAGAUUUGAAUAAUAUACUUCCUUCCCUACCA